CAAAAUGGAGUAGCAUAUAUCCCUUGCUCUGCUAUCUCUGCCUUCUCGCAUCCCCAAAUAGCCAAUAAUCUUUUACGCACACUUUUCUUUUUUUUUUCCAAACUUGUUCUUCUGCACCAGCUGCGUUACUAUCUCAAGCAAAAACCACUCCGCGAAAGAGAUGAGCAACCGCUGUUCCCACACUUCCCAUAUCACCGCCAUCAUCAUCACCAGCUUCUUCCGCCACAAAUUCUGAACCCUUUUACCCCUUGUUUUUGUUUACCAACAUCUGUCACUGCAAAUGUCGGAUUCUUGAAUUCUGUAGUCUAUAACUUUGUUUUUUUGUUCUUGUCUGAAUGGGUGGCCGUGAUUUAUCUGUCGGCGGCGGCGCUCCUCUCAAUCUGAUGAAAUAUUGCGGCCAUGCUCGCCCUCUGGAUUCUGUGUUUGCGUCUGCUCCUUCAAAUUCGUUUCUUGGGCCGGGAGCGAUGGUGAGUUUUGGAGCUGUUGGCAGGGAUAAUGGAUCAGGAAACUCGUUCUAUCAAUCGUUUGAGAUGCAGGAGAACGGGGACGAAUACUUGGAUGACUAUUUUAGCCAACCGGAGAAGAAGAGGAGGCUCUCGGUGCAUCAAGUCCAGUUUCUCGAGAGAAGUUUUGACGUUGAGAACAAACUCGAGCCAGAGAGGAAACUUCAACUGGCAAACGAGCUUGGUCUGCAGCCUCGUCAGAUUGCAGUGUGGUUCCAGAACCGCAGGGCUCGUUGCAAGACAAAGCAUCUCGAAACAGAAUACGAGACGCUGCAUUCAAGCUACAAGACCUUGAAAAUGGACUAUGAUUACCUCCUUAAAGAAAAUGAGAAGCUAAAAGCUGAGGUGCUUCACCUCACACACGACGCGAUGGCUCAAGAUGUGGAGCACGUGAGCUCAGGAGAAUCGUACACUAAGGAACUAUCAGAAGCAAUGCCAACUUCUGCCAAUGAAGAGCAUAAAGGUUUUACGAAUGACGAGCAAAGCUCAACGAGAAGUGAUGCGGCCAAUGAAGACAGUCCCCGGUUGAGACAUCAUUCUCUGUUUGUCGAAUCAGGUGAGUCUUCUCAUGACUUUGAUCACAGUAAGUCUGUUUUAUCACUUCACGAAGAAGUUUGCUUGAACGAGGAAUUGCUACAGCGUGCUUAUGUCUUUCCUAAGACCGAAGAUGUGUAUUGUCACCCUCACGCGACUUCCUGUGGCUAUGGAUUUUCUGUCGAAGAUCACGCCUUCAAUUUCUGGUAGUAUUAAGUUCUUGUCUACGAACUUUUUGACUCUUUAUGUAUAAGUCUUUUGAGUAUUUGGUAGUAAGUAAUAAGUGAGUGUUGUAACAAAUCCAGGCUCCCUCAGUCAAUAGUCAGGCCAUGUCUAAAUGGCUUUAUGUGAAGAUAUAGGUUUGUUUCAAGCUUUUGUUGUUCUAUGUAGUAUCAUGUUUUAGUUACUACUUCAGUGAAAAAUAUGUGAAUGAUGUUGAUUGCUUGUUUGAGUCA
This is a messenger RNA of Salvia hispanica, 1492 nucleotides long. NCBI's taxonomy places the organism in Eukaryota, Viridiplantae, Streptophyta, Magnoliopsida, Lamiales, Lamiaceae. The record is from RefSeq and is a predicted model, not a curated record.